Panicum virgatum (switchgrass) is the source of this 4256-nucleotide messenger RNA. RefSeq names its product pentatricopeptide repeat-containing protein DOT4, chloroplastic-like. Gene Ontology annotation, biological process: RNA modification. NCBI's taxonomy places the organism in Eukaryota, Viridiplantae, Streptophyta, Magnoliopsida, Poales, Poaceae. The record is from RefSeq and is a predicted model, not a curated record. Gene Ontology annotation, molecular function: RNA binding; protein binding. The transcript is spliced from 6 exons. Bases 1145 to 2956 code for a protein of 603 amino acids.
CCUUCGUUUCGUCCCGUCCCUCCAUCGCGUGCGAACCGCGCCCCUCCGCUGCAUCUCCCGCCGCUCGCUAAAAUAGACGGUGAUCAUUCCUGCGAAUCCUACGCCACCUUUUGCCCGUCAUCCGAGUGCGACCCGCAGCCGCCGGCCGCCGUUGUGAUUCUGUGGGAAGGGACGACACGCCGUUAGGCUCGACCGCCAUCCGCCCCCGCCGUCCGCCUCCGCCGGCGGCAGGCGUGCGAAAGACCGGGUGUGGCGGCAAUGGGAAACCGGCGUGCGGGGCGGCUCCGCGCCAGGGGUUUGGUCGCCCGCUGGGACGCUCGGCCGCGCACCCAGGCCGUACCGGCGCACGGACCCGCGGUCAGCGUCGGCGGUCCUGUUCCACGGAGGCGGGGACGUGUGCCGCGGUGCCGGUGUGGCCGCGUGGGCGCGGGCGGCUGGGCGUGCCGGAGUCUGCACGGGGACCGAUGGAGGUGGAGCCGCGGGAGGCUCGGCGUCCGGCGCGACAAGGCGCGGCGCGCGGCCGUCCUGUGGCCUGCCGCUUGACGCCGGUGCUUAGUAGCGCACAUCAGCACAUGGUUGCAUGGUGCUCGAUUCAUUGUCUGGCCCGUGUGGCACGCAUGCAGCAUGCUUUGGAUUGGUGCUGUGCGCAAAGUGCUUGAUUGUUUGUCUCCACCAGUGACAUCUGAAGAACAGAAGAAGUGAAGAUUGAGGAAGGGAAAGGUCAGUCCGUCAGUGGCAUCGAGAAAAUCUGUGUCUUCUGCAUCAUGAGUGAAUAGAGCUAUAUAUCUUCCAGGCAGCGGCGCUUCGCGGAGGCAGUAGCUCGGGCGUGCGGGCGGCACGCUGCGGCAGCGUAGCAGCGCGCAGGCAGCGGGUGGCGUGCUGCGGCGGCACAUCGCGCAGGCGGGCAGCAGCAGACAGCGGCGGGCGGUGGCUGCGCGUUGCAGGCAACAGCAGGCCGCGGCGGGCAGCAACAGCACGCUGCAGGCAGCAGCAGGCGGCGGCUGGCAACGACAGCGAGCUGCAGGCAGCAGCAGGUGGCCAUCACCUAAACUCCAGUAAACAGCAGCAGCAGCAGGUGCUCCAGUAAAUCUCGCGCGCAUGGGUGCGCGCUAACUACUAUUCCGCAUUUCGUCGAACACUUUCUAUGCUGGCCGCUCUGCUCCGCAACCCACCACUCUACUCGGGCACCGCCCGAUGGAACGCCGCCAUCCGGCGACGCCUCGAGUCCGGCCACCCCACGGAGGCCGUAUCCGCCUUCUCCGCCAUGCUCCAGACCGGCUCCCGCCCGGACGCCUUCACGCUCCCGCUCCUCAACCGAGCUGCGGCGUCCCUCCCCGGCUUCGUCGGCACCGCCCACUGCUUCGGCAUCCGGGCCGGCUUCGGCAGGAACGUGUACUUCUGCAACACGCUGCUGGAGGCCUACAUACGGCACGGCCUGGUGGCGCCCGCGCGCCAGGUGUUCGACGAAAUGCGUGCGCGGGAUGUGGUUUCUUGGACUACGCUGGUGUCCGCAUAUGCUGGUGCCUGGGACCUGCUGGAGGUAUCCCAGCUGGUAACGGCUAUGAGGACGAACGGCGACUGCGAGCCCAGUGCAGUGACGCUUUCUGUAGUCCUCCGGGCAUGCACGGCCAUGAGGGAUGCUACCGGCGGUAGGCAGGUGCACUGCUACGCACUGAAAAGUGGGUGGGCAGGUGAUUUCCUAGUUCUCAACUCGAUGUUGACACACUUGAGCCGGACAGCCAGCUUGGAGGAUGCAGCUAUGUUGUUUGAGCAGUCUCCGAGAAGAGAUCUGGUUUCGUGGAACAUUAUAAUCUCAGAGUAUUCUUCAGAGGGGAACAUUUCUAAAGUCACUGAUAUGUAUGAAAGGAUGAGGGCAGAGGAAGUGUGUCCAAGCUGUGAGACCUUAACUUCCACUGUUGCUGCAUUUGCCAAGCACAGGUUUCUUUCGCAAGGCAAGAAGCUGCAUUCCUUUGCAGUUAGAAGUGGCCUCAUGGACACAGUCUUGGUAGCAUCAUUUGUGGAUUUCUACGCUAAAUGUGGUGAAUUGAUGUCAUCAGUUCAGUUGUUUGAGCAAUUCAAGGGGGGAAGCAGCUGCCUAUGGUCAGCCAUGCUCUGGGCCUUUAUCCACCAUGGAAUGUUCCUAGACGCAAUCCAUCUGUUUGAGAGAAUGAUGGACUCUUUCUGCUUUCCCAGUGCUGACGUGCUCCGAGGACUCGUAAUCUGUUACACUGAAAUUGGUGCUUUCAAGUUUGGUAAAGCAGCUCAUGGAUAUAUCAUAAGAAACAACUAUUCUGCAGAGUCUAAGAGUUGUGCCUUGGAGACAUCAAUUGUUAGACUCUAUGCUAAAUGUGGGUUCAUUCUUCUGGCAAAAAGAUGCUUUACAAAAAUCCUUCAUAAAGAUAUAGUCACAUGGAGUUCAAUGAUUGAAGCAUUCACAAUCCAUGGUCUAGGUAAGGAAGCUCUGACAUUGUUUAAUCAGAUGCUAGAAGAAGGAAUAGAGCCAAAUGGAGUGACCUUCCUUAGCUUGCUGUCAGCAUGUAGUCAUUCAGGUCUUGUAAGUGAAGCUCGGGAGUUGUUUGAUUGCAUGACAAAAACAUUCAGACUUGCACCCGAUCUAGGACACUAUACCUGUAUGGUAGAUGUUCUUGGCCGCUCAGGUAAUCUAGAGGAGGCUCUGCAAGUGAUCAUUGACAUGAAUGUUAAGCCGGAUGGCAGAAUAUGGGGUGCUCUCCUUGCUUCAUGCAGAAUGCACUCAAACUCUAAGCUUGCAUCUUUUGCAGCACAGAAACUUGUGGAGUUGGAACCUAAUAAUGUUGGCUACCAUGUGGUGUUCAGUAAUGUCCAUGCUGGAGGUGGUAGAUGGGCAGAAGUGGAGGACAUCAGAAGCUCCAUGAUAGGAAUGAACAUGGAGAAAUCUCCUGCUUGGAGCUGUAUUUCUCACAUUGGUGUCCCUUGAUAUGUGUUUUUCAACACUGCAUCAAUUAUUUUUCUCUUGAAAAAAUCAUGGCAUUUUGGCCAAAGGAGGACUAAACAUCCUCUGUUCGGCUAGCUUGUCAGCCAACCAGCGAGUAGUGAUUUUCUCUCACACCAAAUCAGCACCAGCCACUAGUGAAGCCUUAUUUGGUGUGAGAGAAAAACACAGCUGGCUGGUUGGUGGUGAUUUGGUGUGAGAGAAAAGCACCGCUAGCUUGUUGGCUGAUAAGCCAGCCGAAUAGAGGAUGUUUGGUCCUUUGGCCAAAAUGUCAGUGGCAUGGAACGUACAGGCUUUAACGUAGUAGCAGCUUGUUGAUGUCUUAAAAUCUUGGAUUAAGGAAUACUUAUGAUGUAUUUCAAGGUGAUAGAUUUUAUCAUCAGAAGGGAUUAAAUGUCCAUAUCUUAUCAAGAGAUUAAGGUGUCUUGACAUUCUGCUGUACACUUAUUUAGGACUGGAUGUCGGUGCCGGCAUAUGAAGUAAUGUUUGGAAAGCUCUCACUGCAAAACCUGUUCGAGGACUAUUUCGAUCAAGCUGGGAAUAUGACCUCGAGGAUCAUGCUGAAGGCCCUGGAAGACCCUCAUGUUGAUCUGAUUGCUACAGUAUCCUUACUGUUGUUUGUGUUUCUGUCACUUCAGCUUUUCUCAAUUGCACGGUUCUUGUCAACAUUUGAUGCACUUAGUAUUUGUUUCUUAUUGUUGAUGUUUGUGUUACUAACAUCACAUGUCCCUUUUCAUGGGCUGUUGUUUCGGUAAUCAUCAUUUCAUUUUUUUUUACUUGUCAUUAGCAUGGAUGGUUAGAUAGUUAGAACAUCUAGUCUUACUUGUCAUUAGCAUGGAUGGUUCAGAGAAUUUAUCGCUUGGGGCAUCUUUUGUGCCAUUUCCUUGUAUGCAUCUAUUUGCAAUUAUCAUAUGGUUUAUCCAAUUGUGAUUAAAGAUGGCAUUCGCCACGUAUGUACCCUCUGUAAUUCCAAGCUAACUUAAUGGCAUUGCAUACCCUAAUUCAUAUGCUGAUAAUACUUCUGCAGUAUCUGGUGAGGUACCAUAUGGAGCAUGGUUGGUUGGGAGAAAAGGGAAUUUAAGUGCAGGAGUUCAAUACAAACCACUUAGUGGAAACAAAAAUCCUAUGCCAUUCACAGAUCCGGAGAACUGGAAUUGUGUAAUCAGUUAUAGUGUCGGGUCAACUAGCCCACUCAGCCCUUUAUCCACUUUUACCCUAGAGCUUGCUAGAAGUACACAGCUGACGACAUCUUUCUAUCAACACAUGAUUGUUCAAAGAGGGGUAA